This is a messenger RNA of Nycticebus coucang (slow loris), 1641 nucleotides long. It is a transcript of the gene MTFR1, whose product is annotated as mitochondrial fission regulator 1. Gene Ontology annotation, biological process: aerobic respiration; mitochondrial fission. The record is from RefSeq and is a predicted model, not a curated record. The transcript has 8 exons. Gene Ontology annotation, cellular component: mitochondrion. Lineage: Eukaryota; Metazoa; Chordata; Mammalia; Primates; Lorisidae. Bases 235 to 1212 code for a protein of 325 amino acids.
AGCAACGCCAUGGGACGACGAAGCUGGAAGCCUGAGUAGUAGAGGUGGUGCUGGCUGCCGCGCGCGGGAGGUGAGUGGCGCUCCGGCCUCGGAAAAAAGCGGUUAGCGAGGGGGACAGGGAGGCGGCUCCGGACCUGAAGGCGGCGGGGACGCUCUGUGUGCUUUAUGGACCAUGUGCUGCUAUGUAUGCCUGAAGUACUUGAAAUGCAAAUUUGGGGAGACUUUGCCAUCUAAAUGCUUGGCUGGAUUAAGCGCCUAAUUAGGAUGGUUUUUCAACGAGUUGGAAUAAGCAUGCAAUCGGUACUUUGGUCUGGGAAGCCAUAUGGUUCAUCUCGAAGUAUUGUAAGGAAAAUUGGAACUAAUUUGUCUCUGAUUCAGUGUCCAAGAGUUCAGUUUCAGCUUACCAGCCAACCGACAGAAUGGAAUCCCAGUCCCCCAGGAGAGGAUGCAGUGGCAUCUUUUGCUGACAUCGGAUGGGUAGCCAAAGAAGAAGGAGAGUGUUCAACAAGACUGAGGACAGAGGUCAGGUCAAGGACACCUGUUCCUUUGUUUGAGAAGCCCCCAAGCAGGCAGAUUUCCUUACCAGACUUGUCUCAACAAGAACCUCAGCUGAAGACACUGGCGAAUGAGGAAGCACUGCAGAAGAUCUGUGCUCUUGAAAAUGAACUUGCUGCUCUCCGAGCUCAGAUUGCCAAAAUUGUGACCCUGCAAGAACAGCAAAAUCUCAUUGCAGGUGACUUAGAUUCUACCACAUCUGCUGCUAUACCACCGCCUCCUCCACCCCCGCCCCCACCGCCCCCACCUCUUCCUGCACCAGGGCUCCACCAGAGUGUAUCUGCUAUUGAUCUGAUUAAAGAGCGAAGACAGAGAAGAGCCAAUGCUGGAAAGACUGUGGUGAAGAACAAUCCAAAGAAACCUGACAUGCCAAAUAUGUUAGAGAUCCUUAAAGAUAUGAAUAGUGUUAAACUUCGGUCAGUGAAGAGGUCAGAGCAAGAUGUAAAGCCCAAGCCAGUGGAUGCUGCUGACCCUGCUGCCCUCAUAGCAGAGGCUCUGAAGAGGAAAUUUGCUUAUCGAUACCGAAAUGAUAGCCAAGAUGAAGCUGACAAAGGAGUUCCAAAGUCUGAAUCAGAGGCCACCUCAGAGACGCUGUGGUUUGGGCCACACAUGUUGAAGUCUACAGGAAAAAUGAAGGCUUUAAUUGAAAAUGUAUGAAACUCCUAACAGACAGCGAGCUGAGAAAGAUAUCCUGGUUCUGCUGUUGGUUUGUGAAAGCUGUUUGGCUAGUAGAAAUCAACACUAUUUAGUAAAUACUUGACUUUAGUACUCAGUGGUCUCCUUUUUAGCCUAAUUAGAAGAUUAAGUAAAAACAAAAGCACUGUAAGUUUGGUUUUGCUUGUGUGAGAUGGUCAGUUCUGGAGUUUUCCAAGACAUAAGUAUUCUGACAUGUUUUUAAUGCAUAGCUAAGGUGUCAAGUUUCCAGUCUUGAAAACACUUGUAUAGAUUUCGGAACAUAGAAUGGACAUUUGUGGAUGUUACUGCACAUUUUGAAUUCUUAACACUAAUUUAUCUGUACAAAUGUUUUAUAUGCAUUUAUUUGGAUAUAAAACAGUUUAUGUAAAAAUUAGUAAUGAAUGAUGGCAA